Messenger RNA from Lagopus muta (rock ptarmigan), 2165 nucleotides. It is a transcript of the gene TCTN2, whose product is annotated as tectonic family member 2. Lineage: Eukaryota; Metazoa; Chordata; Aves; Galliformes; Phasianidae. Bases 57 to 2138 code for a protein of 693 amino acids. The record is from RefSeq and is a predicted model, not a curated record. Gene Ontology annotation, biological process: smoothened signaling pathway; protein localization to ciliary transition zone; cilium assembly. The transcript has 18 exons. Gene Ontology annotation, cellular component: MKS complex.
GCAGCGGCAUCGCCGCCUCAAGAUGGCGGCCCGGCGGCGCGGCGCUUCCUGACGCCAUGGCGGCCGCCGGGCUCGGGGCGCUGCUGCUGCUGCUGCUGCUUCUGGCGGCUCCGUGCGCGGGGCAGCGACAUGGGGAGCCUGUUUUUCAGCCUUCCUUUAUCCACAUGUCUGGGCUAAGAGUUAAUUCAUUUUUUCUUGGAGAUUCUUCAGGAGUUAAUUUUUCCAUUAUUGUAGAUGCUAUAGAUAAAGAGACAGGGAAUGUGCAAGUUGCAAGCUGCAGUGGAAGUGAAAGAGUUGGUGAUUGGGAUUUGAGUGUAACACCUGGUGUGGGUGCAUCCAAAGUGACUGUAACCUUCACUAGAAGUCUGCAGUUAUGUUUGCCCAAUGCCACUGACUGCUGCACAGCACCUCUCUGUGUGGUGGAAACUCUUCAGGUUGCAGCUUGCAGUGGUUCAGUGAUGCUGGCGCAUCUCCUGAUUCAAGCUGAAAUAUAUGCUAACUCUUCCUUCAUAGGAAAUGUGUCAGAAAAUGCAUCUGUCAUCCCUAACCAGGCAUUUCAGCCCUUGGGCUCCUGUCCUUGUGACUUGACAGAUGGAGCUUGUGAUGUUCGUUGUUGCUGUGAUCCGGAGUGUACAGCAGACCUGAAGCAGUUAUUCAAUAGAUCAUGUUUCUCUGGAGUGUUUGGUGGGGAUGUAAACCCACCUUUUGAUCAGCUGUGCUCUACAAAGACAACAGAAUAUACUCCUGAUUGGUUUCCCCUCCUUUGUGUACAGUCUUCUCUUAGCAAUACACCAUUUCUUGGCUAUUUUUAUGAUGGCUCUAUUUCUGCACCCAAAGUUCCUCCAUUUAGGAUCCCUGUACAAGCUUCUCCUGGGAAACUCUUCACUGGUUACAGACCAGGAGAUCCAAUUAUGACAGAGGAUGAUGAGUAUUUUACCAUCCCUCAGUCCCUGGCAGGGCUGUGUGUUGGGAAUGCCCCUGUAGCGUAUCUGCAGGAGUUUGAUGUGAAGUGCCUUUCUGAGGCAGAAUCUUACAAGGAAGGACUGCCCCAUGAUGUGAGAAUCAACAGUGGAGCAGGAGAUUUCAUCCAACAAAAUGUGAUGUACAGAACCAUCACUGACACGGGCAAAUUCGUCACUAGAAGUGAAGGCCUUCCUACAGCGGGGGUUCCAUGUCAAAAUGUAACCUUUGCAGAACAUUAUGUAUUCAUGUGCAAAGAUGACAACAUAGAGGGAGUCAAUGUCACAGUCUUCCUUGGAAGUUUAUGUGAUGGAGAAACACUGACACAGAGAUUCACAGCUGAAUUUGUGAGCUUAAAGAGUGCUAAUGCAUUAGAAGUGUCUGAUACUCCAGGUUAUCGAGUUGGAAAUGCAGUGAGAGCUGCAAAUCUGAAUGCUUCUGAUACUGCUGGCAGCUUAAGAAUUUGGCAGCCAGCUGACAGAGGUCUGUGUUCGUCAGCUGCUCACGCACCAGUUCUGUUUGGGGUAGAUUCCUUCUCUGGAUGUGUGCUGGAAGUUGGCAUCAAUGAAAACUGCAGCCUUUUAAGAGGAAAUGUAACUGAGAAACUGAAUUCGUUAAUACAAGCUACUCAUGUUGGAAAGAGACACAAUUCCAAUGACAGUGAUCUCAAUGACUGGGUGGAAAUUAUACGCCUCGAUCCAUCUAAUGCGAAUAUCAGUGCAAGCCCUGCAGAUCUGACAGGCAUUUGCCCAGAUGUUCCUGCCAGUCUGAACAUCCGCAUCAUUUUUGCAGCUGUGGGUGCAGUGCAGGGGAUUCCCAGGGAAGAGAUACUCGCCGUGCAGAUCAGUUACUCAACAGUCACAUGGCAGUUCCAGUGUGGGCUCACCUGUGAAAACACUGCCAGCCUGCUUCCCAUCACUGCUGCUGUUCAGUUCAUCCGAGUGCCGGCUCAGCCACCGGUUCCCCUGACCAGGAUUCAGAUUAAUUACACAGAAUUUGACUGUGAUCGAAAUGACGUGUGCUGGCCGCAGCUGUUCUACCCGCUGACACGGUUCUACACAGGAGAGCCAUAUUCACGCCGCCUGGCUGCAGGCCUGGCACUGGCCUUCCUGGCUGUCCUGGCAGCAGUGUUCGGGAGCCCGUGCUUUUCUCAAGUGUGGGAGAAUUUCUCCAUUUAAAAACCUUGAUGUCGAAAGAACCACUUU